Bactrocera latifrons is the source of this 923-nucleotide messenger RNA. RefSeq lists its product as uncharacterized. Gene Ontology annotation, molecular function: DNA binding. Gene Ontology annotation, cellular component: transcription regulator complex; nucleus. Gene Ontology annotation, biological process: regulation of transcription by RNA polymerase II. NCBI's taxonomy places the organism in Eukaryota, Metazoa, Arthropoda, Insecta, Diptera, Tephritidae. The coding region runs from base 11 to 877 and encodes 288 amino acids. The record is from RefSeq and is a predicted model, not a curated record. The transcript has 2 exons.
CGCACACCGAAUGCGACAAAACCGUCUUUGUUGCCGAUCAACACAUGCUGAGCUACGGCGCAACCCACACCGAAUGGAACCAAAUGGAAUGGAACAAGACACGACAGAAAAACACGUUUCGUUGCUUAUAGCUGAACCGUUGGUUUUCAUAGUCAAAAUUGCGCAUUUUCUUUGUGCUUUGUGCUUAUUGUGCACGCGAAUUAUUAAAAUGAACAUUGAUGCGGASAAAUUGGUGUUUUUGAUUGAGGCAAGGAGCCCAAUAUAUAAUUAUAAAAAUAAAGAACAUUUAAAUAARUUAAUAACAGAAAAACUAUGGGACGAAAUAGCWACAGAAAUGAAUAGUGACGUAGCAACAUGCAAAAAUAAAUGGACAAAUUUACGGAACUCAUAUUCGAGGUAUUUGAGGGAAGAAAAAAACAAACCAUCUGGAUCGAGUGGUAAGCAGAAGCGGAAGUGGUACUUGGCUGAUGCAAUGUGUUUUUUAAAAGAUUUUGUACAUCAGCAUCGUGAAAUGAGCAGUAAUUUACCUAUAAAUAGCCCUGAUGUCGAAGAACAAACUACCGACAUGUCGCAAACUGCUUUUACCGAUGCAGUAAAUACUGACGAAAGCAGUCCAACACCUGCGAAAAAGAGUAAAACAUCUAUAUCUGAGAYGAUAGCUGGACCAAUGAUUGAGUUCCUAAACUCCAAAACGAAGCAGAAAAAAGAAAAUGGAAAUGAAUUAUUUUUUAAAAGCUUGUUGUCUGAUUUUGAAAAACUCUCCAGCAAAAGGCAAAGACUAUUCAGAAUGCAUAUGAUAAAUAAAAUGAAUCAAUUUCAAGAAGRAGAGGAAAAUGAAUAUUUAAGUACUUCAACGUCAUGGGAUGAUAUAAUAUAGUAUAUGAAUACAAAUAAUUAUUUGUGUAAUUAAUAAUUUAUAUUUU